Messenger RNA from Lethenteron reissneri (Far Eastern brook lamprey), 3987 nucleotides. RefSeq names its product alpha-L-iduronidase (gene IDUA). Lineage: Eukaryota; Metazoa; Chordata; Hyperoartia; Petromyzontiformes; Petromyzontidae. The record is from RefSeq and is a predicted model, not a curated record. Gene Ontology annotation, biological process: carbohydrate metabolic process. Gene Ontology annotation, molecular function: L-iduronidase activity.
GCUCAGUUUUUUGUGACCACAAAAAGCGCCACCCCCAAAUUUACCGAGUCUUAAGCGCAAUGUUCCAUGUUAGUCACACUAAUUUUACGCAUCUCUCCUCCCACCACCACGGCCGGAUACAGGAGUAGCCUUAGCCAGAUCCUGUCCGGUUCAAGUCGGGGUUCAAGGGGUAGCUUCAAAAGAGAGGAGAGUUGACUUCGUGAAUAUCCCGGCCUGGCCACAACACCGCACCAACACCACCACCACCACCAUCAACCACUAUCGUACCCUAACGUGCCCUGGUGCAGCCUAUAGGGGUUUGUUGUUUCAUCUCGCGGUGUUUUUUUUUUUACGUCCGCUCAGUGUCGCCGCGGGCGCUUUUUAAAGAUCGGCGUUCAGUGAUUGCACGGUUAAAAUCAAAACAAACAUUUUUUUUUGGGGGGGGGGAUAAAACUCGCCGCUUGUCUCCGUAGGAUAUCAAGUUCGAAAGCCUUGAAGUCUAGAGAUUGCCAGGGAUGGAAUGUAGCCAUGCCGGUAUAAAUGUGGCACCACGGUGGUGAUGCAGUCAUUUCAUGGGAUUCUUUCGCCCCUGGACGACAUUUGCCUUUAAGCUGGCAAAUACUACGGUCAAGUAUAUUUAGACAUAUAUAUAAAGUGUAAGUAACACAGACUCCACGUCAUUCGUAAGGCGCCUUUCAGACCGUUUCACGCACACACUGCCGUUUUUAUUGUUUAAAAAAACCCACAUCGGACAUGUAUAUGGAUAGUGCUGCGUGUUGCUGGCCGCUUGGCGUUUGAAGGAGGAGGAGGAGGAGGGGGUGGGAUACCUCUGGACAUCUGCACUGCAACCGUGAUUUAAAAACGCACAGCUGACGGCCACGAGUUUCCCCAGUCGACGUGACGAGCCACAAUCGGGAUCGUGAUGAACGCCCGUGGGUGCCAACUCGCGUGGGUCGCCCUCUGCCUCGUCUCGGCCGCGACCGCGUGCCAACCUCGGUCCGUGACCGUGGACGUCUCCAAUACCACGGGUCACCUCCAUCACUUCUGGACGAGCACGGGAUUCUGCCCCCCUUUGCCCCACAAUCAGGCCGACAAGUUUAUGCUGAGUCCCGAUGAGCGGCUCAACAUGGCUUACGUGGGCGCUGUGCCGCACGGCGGGAUCCGGCAGGUGCGCAUCCACUGGCUGUUGGAGCUCGUUACUGCGCGGGAGGAGAAUGGAAGGUUGCGUUAUAACUUCACCCAGCUGGACUCGAUGAUUGAGCUUCUCAUACAAAACGGGCUUAGACCUGGAUUCGAGCUCAUGGGCAGCCCGUCUGGCUUCUUCACCGACUUCGAAAACAAAACGCAGCUGGUGGCGUGGAGGAGCUUGGUCUCGGAGCUGGCAAAGCGCUACAUCGAUAUGUAUGGGCUGCGUGAAGUCCUGCAGUGGAACUUCGAGACUUGGAAUGAACCAGAUCACGGCGACUUCGACAACAUCAGCAUGACGGUGCAAGGCUUUCUAAAUUAUUAUGACGCAUGCUCGGAGGGGCUGCGACAAGCGAGUCCGCGGCUGAGGUUCGGGGGACCCGGGGACUCAUUCCGGCCUCCACCACGCUCUCCAAUGUGUUGGGCCCUCCUCCAGCACUGCCACAACGGAGCAAACUACUUCACAGGGGAGCGUGGGGUGCGCCUCGACUACAUCGCCAUGCACAAGAAGGGCAACGGCAGCUCCAUGCACAUUCUGGAGCAGGAGCUCGAGGCCGUGGGCUUGAUCCAGCGCCUCUUCCCACGUCUCCAAGCCACUCCCAUCUACAACGACGAGGCAGACCCGCUCGUCGGGUGGUCCACGCCGACAGAGUGGAGGGCCGACGUCACCUACGCAGCCAUGGUGGCCAAGGUGAUCGUUCAACACCAGCGUCUGCUCAUGGCCGAGCCCAACGGCACGAUCAAGUACACGCUGCUCAGCAACGACAACGCCUUCCUGAGCUACUCGCCGCACGUCUUCACACAGCGCACGCUGGCCGCACGCUUCCAGGUCAACGACACGAGGCCGCCACACGUGCAGAUGAUCCGCAAGCCCGUGCUGUCCGCCAUGGGAUUGCUGGCUCUCCUCGGAGAACGGCAAGUACUGGCGAACGCGUAUCUUCCCGACGGACACAAGGAAUGGGCCAAUGGGACAUUCGGAGUCCUGGCGAGCACUCACGAGGCUCGCCCCUGCCUCUCGGUCACCGACAGCUGGCAAUGCUCCCUGCUCCUCUACAACAGCGAUGACGUGAGGACGUCUACCUGCGUCAGCCCAGUCACCGUCGUCGUUAGCAACCUCCCGUCUGACAAAGAACUGGUGUACGUCGGAUAUCAAUUGGACAAUAAGAAAACAAAUCCCUACGCACUGUGGAAAGCCAUGGGCAGCCCGCCCUUUCCAUCUCCCAAGCAGUUUCGACUCCUGCGUGAACUGGAGGAUCCGGUGGUUACCAGUCCGCUGCCUGUGUUGGGUGUUGGCCCGUUGCGACUCACACUGGCCCUGCCUCAGCCGUCGGUGUAUCUGCUGCAUGUGUGUGCUAAGCCGCAAGGUGUGCCAUGUCAGGUCGCUGGACUCCGCGUGAUGCCUCUCACCAAAGGUCAGGCCCUCGUCGUGUGGGACGACGGUGGUGCGUGUUCCCGGUGCUUGAAAACGUUUGAGGUGGAGUUUUCACCGACGGGGGAACGCUACGCGAGGAUCCACGUGAAGGACAGCAUUUUCACCCUUGCCGUCCACUCCCCAACUCUCAGUGAUCCUGGAGGUGGAUCUGUGACGGGAUUCUACAGAGUCCGUGCUGUUGAUUACUGGAGUCGUCCUGGAAUAUUCUCUCUUCCUGUUUAUUAUAAGGACCGUUCGCAAACUUAAUGAGUCCCAUCCUGAUAAAAAAAAAAUUCAGCAUCAUCUGUAAAAAAAAUUAUUCCUCUAAUAUCCCUGUAGUUGAAUUAUAGGGAUAGCAGAAAAUAGUUUACAUUGUUUUCAAUCCACAAUGCCACAAUAGUCUGUACGAAAUUAGAAUGUAAUUGUGCAGUUGUUUUAUUCAAUGUUGAAGAACAAUGGGCAUCUCGAGAUGAGUGUAACCCUUUGAUCACCGCGUGAGUAGAAAGUCUUUAAAGCUAAACAAGAGCACCAGCCAAGCGAUCCUUUAGUAUAUUUGUAUUGGUGAUACAUCUUCUGCUACCUUACGUUCAUAACCAAGCUUACUCCAGAUUCUUUUUAAGGUUGACAACUAUAUUGAACGCCCUGUGCUAAUGAAUGUUUACUCCAUUUAUUUAUGCUUGAAAUAAGGCAAUGUGUUUUAUGUUUUAUAAAGUUAUGAUAGUAAAGUAUUAAGAACCUUAUUGGACCACUUUCAACUAUAUCCGAACAACACAUGGAAGGUGUGGACUUUUCCUCUAUAAAUGGAAGAUCAGGGACUGGCCAAACUGCAAAUGCAGUCAGGUGCCACCCCUCAGGCAUAUCAAUACAACACGCAUGUCCUGGUGGAACAAGUGUAUUACUCCCCUCAGCUACCCCAAUACAACACGCAUGUCCUGGUCUAACAAGCGGACCCUGCUUAGCUACUCUAGAUGCCGUAGAAUGGCUGACAACAUUGAACGUCCAACUGUCGCCUGUUGCUUUUUUCAAAUGCCAUACACAAGAAGGAAAAGAACAGUCCAGUGUUAUUUUAAACCCAUACACAUUGAAACGCAUUUCUCAAGGGACAGCACGUCAAUAUUGUAUGUACACUAUGAGAGAAGUGUUCAGUUACAUGAUGUUGCCGUUUAUUUUUUUUAUGAAAAACGCAAUUUAUGUAAAUGCACCGGAAGCAGCUCAAUCUACAAUGUUUCGGUAGUGAUGUAAUUUAAUAAACGCGUCGAUUAACAUAACCAAAAUCUACGGAUGUAUAUUCCAUACACAAAUCAUAUGCACAUCGGCACCAAGAGGGCUUAAUCUUCUUUUGAGGACUGUAUGUUGCCCCCCCCCCCAACCCCCUGAAUUCUAAUAGCCCCUCCAUCUGAUUGAAAGCUCAA